This is a messenger RNA of Perognathus longimembris pacificus (Pacific pocket mouse), 927 nucleotides long. Its product is annotated as olfactory receptor 4N5. Gene Ontology annotation, cellular component: membrane. Gene Ontology annotation, biological process: G protein-coupled receptor signaling pathway. NCBI's taxonomy places the organism in Eukaryota, Metazoa, Chordata, Mammalia, Rodentia, Heteromyidae. The transcript has a single exon. Gene Ontology annotation, molecular function: G protein-coupled receptor activity; olfactory receptor activity. The coding region runs from base 1 to 927 and encodes 308 amino acids. The record is from RefSeq and is a predicted model, not a curated record.
AUGGAAACAGACAACAGCACACAAGUGACAGAAUUCAUCCUGCUUGGUCUAACUCAAUCUCAAGAUGUUCAACUCCUUAUCUUUGUGUUAGUCUCAGUUUUCUACCUCACAAUCCUCCCUGGAAAUAUUCUCAUCAUUUUAACCAUUAGAUCAGAUCCUGGACUCACAGCCCCCCUUUAUUUCUUCCUGGGCAAUUUGGCCUUCCUGGAUGCCUCAUACUCUUUCAUUGUGACUCCUAGAAUGCUGAUGGAUUUCCUAUCUGAGAAGAAAAUAAUCUCCUAUAGAAGUUGUAUCACUCAGCUCUUUUUUUUGCACUUUGUUGGAGCAGGGGAGAUGUUCCUUCUUGUUGUAAUGUCCUUUGACCGCUACAUUGCUAUAUGUCGUCCUUUACACUAUUCAACCCUCAUGAACCCUAGAGUCUGCUAUAUAUUGUUGUUGGCUUUGUGGCUUGGAGGCUUUGCUCAUUCCAUUGUACAAGUGGCACUUAUCCUACACUUGCCUUUCUGUGGUCCAAAUGAGCUAGACAAUUUCUUCUGUGAUGUCCCACAGGUCAUCAAGCUGGCUUGCACUAAUACGUUUGUAGUGGAGCUUCUAAUGGUCUUCAAUAGUGGCCUGCUCUCCCUUCUGUGUUUCUUAGGACUUCUGUCUUCCUAUGCCAUCAUCCUCUGCCAUGUAAAAGGACACUCCUCUGAAGGGAAGAACAAAGCUAUCUCUACAUGUAUCACUCAUGUUAUCAUUGUGUUUCUCAUGUUUGGACCUGCAAUUUUUAUCUAUACACGUCCCUUCUGUACUCUCCCCGCUGACAAAGUUGUUUCUUUAUUUCACACAGUCAUCUUUCCUUUGAUGAACCCUGUGAUUUACACUUUUCGCAACCAAGAAGUGAAAGCUUCCAUGAGAAAGACUUUAAGUCAACUUGUAGUUUUGUAA